AUGCACGACUUACGACUUAAGGUGCUCCGCGAAAGCGGCAAGACCGUCUCAAGAAAAGCGCGGUCGCGUCCUGAGUCCGCAAGGGGUUCUAUGAGAAAUUCCCCUAACAUUUCUCCGUCCCACUCUCAAAUCACCUCACCGGCGCAUUCGCGCGCAGGCAGCCGCUAUGCCUCUGAAGAUGAAGGGAGUGACGACGAAUACGACGAUAACAUGACCAUGAGCACACUGUCCAACGGAUCCGAUUCCGGUAUUGACGAUGCGGUUGGAGGAGCAGCUGAUGCUUCAUGGGCGACACUUCUUCAAGACCGUAUCGUGGAGUUGCAAGAUCGCAAGCGAACCAACACUAAGGGCCGUGAAGCCACGCUAAUGUCCUAUUUGCACAUCGUGAAACAUCAUUACGCUGGACGCCAGAUUAGCGGCUCUCUGGAAGAGAUUGUUUCGGCCUUAAUGAAGAACAUUAGGUCCGGAGGCAGCUCCGUUGAGCGUAUCUACUCUCUCAAAUCCCUCCAGGCUACACUUCUCACAUCUCCAUCAGACACAUUAUAUGACGACAUAUAUCCGCAGUUGGAGAAGACCUGCGAGGACGAUGAAGACAAUGAUGUCAAGGCGGCCGCUAUUUGGGCUAUGGCUAUUGCGGCACUAUACGGCGGAGGAAGCGAGGAGGCAGCCAGCGAAUUUCUUGAUUACCUGGUCACCGUCGUAGACAGCGAUGGUGAAUUCAUAGGCGCAGGGGACAGCGGCGAAGUUGUCACAGCAGCGCUCGAGUCGUGGGCUUUCGUCGCCAGUCAGAUUGAUGACAUCACCGAAAACGUGUACACAGCUAUGGAUGCCUUCGUGGAGCAGCUCGACAGCACGGACGUUGAUGUGCAGACGAGUGCCGGUUUCAACAUCGCCUUCAUUUUUGAAGCUGCGCGGGAUCUGGAAGAAGAGACGGACGAGCCAAUGAAUUUGCAAUACGAUCCCAAGAAACUCAUUAGCCGCAUGGCCGAGGCGUCAAAGCCCUCGGUGAAGCAGACGUCGCGAAAAGACCGCCGGCACCUGCGUAAGCAGUUUGCCAGCAUCGUCACAUCGCUCGAGCAUGGCAAGGGUCCUGGCUUUUCGAAUGCCGGCCGCCCGGCUUUCAACCCGCACACCGGAGGAACGCGGGCCGACCCUGGACGCAGAGGCGAUGAUGACAAUGAUAUGCAUGGUUUCGGUUACCGUGAGAAGCUUCGCCUCGGAUCCUCGGUCGUGCUCAUCAAUUCUUGGUCUCUCAUGGCGCGGGUCGACGCGGCGCGAACCGUGCUAGGUGGUGGGUUGCCAACUCACUUCAACGACAACCCAACCGUGGCAGAGCUUCUUGGUGGCGCCGAGACAGAGGACUCAGCUAUGCAAGCUUACGCAUUGCAUCCCCGAGAUGCUAAGAAGAUGAGGAGGUAA
This is a messenger RNA of Colletotrichum truncatum, 1419 nucleotides long. Its product is annotated as ifrd domain protein. NCBI's taxonomy places the organism in Eukaryota, Fungi, Ascomycota, Sordariomycetes, Glomerellales, Glomerellaceae. The record is from RefSeq and is a predicted model, not a curated record.